Messenger RNA from Bactrocera tryoni, 1786 nucleotides. RefSeq names its product piggyBac transposable element-derived protein 3-like. The record is from RefSeq and is a predicted model, not a curated record. The annotation marks the transcript as partial. Gene Ontology annotation, molecular function: sequence-specific DNA binding. The transcript has 3 exons. Lineage: Eukaryota; Metazoa; Arthropoda; Insecta; Diptera; Tephritidae.
AACUGGCGCAGUCGAAAAGCCAACGGUUCGAGUCGAAACUAAGAGUGCUAACGAAAUAAAACUUUGUGAAUCCUUGGACCACAUAAGGGGCCGCCUGUUCUAAAUUCGAGAGAAUAUCGGACGGAAAACAAAUACCAAGAGCACAUUGGUAUAAGGCCACAAGGAGAUAAGUGAACCGUUGGAAAAAAGGACCUACACCCCUCAUGCAUACCAUUCUCAUAGGGGCUCUGUAAGUAAAUGAGCGGUUAUUGAAUUACAUAUAUACUUACGUAUUAUGGCCCUAUGCCAUACACAUAAAAAAAAUAAAAAAAUAAAAACUCAAAAAUUGUUUUUUUAAAAAAAAGCUUAAGAGCUUCUUUAUUAAUUGGGAGGUGACUUAAGACUGAUUUUCAAUUUUAUUCUCCGCAGGAAAGAAACUAAAUUUUCUAUUCAAAUAUGAACCGAAAACUGCCAAUAAAGCUGUUUUGCUAUAGCUAUCAAAAUUCUUUCUGUUGAGAUAUUAUUGUAAGUGUAGUUUUGCCAAACUAAAUCUUCUGUUGAAAUAUGAACCAAAACUGCCAACAAAGCAGUUUUGCAUAGCAUAGCUAUCUAAAUUCUUUCUGUGGAAAUGUUGUUGUGAGUGUUGUUUUUGUCGUAGCCGCACUUAGAGUAUUUGAGCAUUAAGCAAAAUACUGUAUGUAUGGCAGAAUACGUCACUGCCCUUCCCUUAAAGAGAAGCCUAUACUUGGGCUGGGAUAGAUGGGUACAAUGUGGGCAAUGGUGCCUCACCUAAUUCAAUUUCCUGCGAGCUCUACAAUGACUCCUUGUAUUUAAUGCCGGCGUUGUCUCACUGUGCGUCGUAUACAUUCAACCACCUCAUGUGGAGUGUAUGACAGAUAAAGAAGAUCUGGACGAUGACCGGAUUAAUCUGAAUGACAACAAUGAUAAUUUUUUAAAUGAAAUCGCUGGUCAUGUUGAACUACAAUACUCAUUGGAAGGAGAAAACAUUCAGGAUGUAGGUAAUGAACUCAGUGAAACUGAAAAUCCAUCAACAUCUAAUGCACAUGGAGAUGUUAUGAUAACUGGCGGAUUUAAGAGGAAAUCUGAUUUUGAUGUCCUCGUAUGGCGAAAACCCAGAAAUUUUGAAUACAGCCGAACGCCCAUUAACAUCGAAGCUUUCAAAAUGGAAGAAAUUUUUUCUGAAAUUGGCUCUAAAUCUCCGUACGAUAUUUUCUCGUUGUAUUUUGAUAAAUUAAUAAUUGCAGAGAUAACGCAUUUCACAAACGAAUAUGCGAAUCAACACAAUACUGCCAUUAACGUCACGCCAGUGGAAAUACGUAGGUUCAUUAGUAUUUUGUACAUUUCGGGGUAUCACACCUUGCCUCAUAUUGACCAUUAUUGGUCUGUUCGGCCCGACAUGGGAAUUCCAAUUGUAAAACAAGCGUUGAGUCGUAAUCGGUUAAAAAUAAUAAAACGGUUCUUACAUCUCGCUGAUAACACCGAUUUAAAUACAGUAGAUCGUUUUGCCAAGGUUCGCCCGCUUAUUGAUGCUCUCAAUAAAAAAUUUAUGCAGUUCGGAGUUUUUAGCCAUAUUCUUUCCGUAGACGAACAGAUGAUUCCAUACUUUGGUCGACACUCAUGCAAAAUGUUUAUCAAAGGAAAACCGAUUCGUUUUGGAUUUAAGUCGUGGUGCUUAUGUUCAGAAAGUGGAUAUUUAUUUUCUAGUAUACUAUAUGGGGGUGCAGCAACCCCUCACGAUAAGAAUGUCGGUCUAGGAGCACAAACCGUUUUAGAUUUGCUUGCUAAC